AUGGGACAUAAUCAUCUGCAUCUCCACCGGCGUCAAGAUGAUGGCCAGGGCGGUCUGACAACAAUCAAUGGCGUUGUCUACUCGGUCACAUAUGUCACAGCCUCUCCCACGUUUGAUGGCGUUAUUGGCGGCUUCACAACGUUGGACCCGGAUACUCCCACAGCCUCCGCAGCCCAGAACACCGCGACAGCGUCCGCCAGCAACAACAUCGCAGCUCCUGCAAGUAUACCGAAUGCUGCUACUGCCGGUCCUGACACCACCUCCUCGUCUGCCAGUCUUCCGCUCGCGGCCCCAACCGAACGUCUGAGCACGAGCCUCAGCUCCAGUGCGAGCCCUUCGAGGGCUUCGAACGCUGCAGCAUCGGCCACCUCUUCUACGUCAACUUCUAGCUCCUCGACAAGCGAUCCCGGCAUGUCAACCGGUGCGAAGGCGGGGAUUGCCAUCGGUAUAAUUGCUGCUAUUGGCUUGAUUGCUGCUUUGGCCCUGUUCUGCAUCGGCAAGAAGAAGAAGCAACAAAGAGAGCAGGAAGCACGAGACGUAGACGAGAAGAAGACCUUCGGCGCGACACGAAAUGCAAUCAAUAUGCAGAACAGCCCAGCAAUCAGCACUGCUGGCCCGGCUCCUCGUCUCAGCAUUCGUCCCAUGUCCCGCAAUCUGCUUGGCGAUUUUGGCUUCGGUGGUAACAGGAGGAGUGCUGGUAACAUGCUCAACACAGUAGCAGAAAACGGACCUCGCUCUGGCUCGCCAGGACCCCAGAACCGUGCACGAACGCCAGUCGAGAAUCCUUUCGCAGACCCAAAGAACCCCUUCGCCGAUCCCGAGAAGGCUGGUCCGAUGGGUGCUCCUAUGGGUGGUCCGAUGGCAGGCACUGCCAGAAAAGCGGCUCCUCCUAUGGCACCACUUGCACCACCAACAGCUCCCAACACAGAUCGCAUUGCUUUCACAGGAUCUUGGCCUACCGCACCUGCCGGCUACGAUGCCCCAACUGCACCUCAACUGCCACCACAACCGAAGCCGCUCGCUCUGCCACCCAAGCCGACUCCAGCACCGAUUCCAGCACCUUUGCCGACUGCUAGAUCCGAAAUUGACUUGCCCAUCAUGGGAGCAACACCUUCCCUAGCCCCAUCCUCACCAGGCAUGUCCGGCGCGGCUGCCCUUGGAGGCGCUGCUCUGGCUACAGGUGCUGCAGCCGCGGUCAUGGCCAACAAGAAGAGCGAACCUCGUCCUGACCAGAACCGCCCGGAGCCCAAUGAGGCACCAAAACAACGCCCCAUGGAGCAGCCCAGGCCAGAACGCAAUGAAGCGCCGCGUGAGGCGCCCAAGGAUGUGCUGCCUUCUCCAGGACCUGCUCCAUCUCCAGCAUUUGCCGCUGCCAGCGGCCCUCCAGGCUCGCCGAACCCAAGUGUGGCAAGCAGCGCGGCAAGUCAGCAGGGUGGCAAUGUCUACCGCGUGCUCAUGGACUUCGUACCCUCCAUGGACGACGAACUUGAGCUGAAGUCUGGUCAAUUGGUCCGCCUGCUUCACGAAUAUGAUGACGGAUGGGCCCUCUGCAUCAAGCUCGACCGCUCACACCAAGGUGUUGUCCCACGAACAUGCCUCGCUGCCAAGCCGAGCAAGCCUAAGCCAUCCCAUCUCGGCCAGUAUGCUCGCGGACCUGGUGGCAAUGGUCGCGACAGCCCAGCUGGUGGCCGCCCACAGUCUCCUGCAGGUGAUCCUCGCGGUCGCAACAGCCCCGCUAUGGGUCGUCCGAUGUCGCCAGGUAUGGGUCGCCCAAUGUCGCCUGGCAUGGGCGGUCGUCCAAUGUCUCCAGCAGGCGGUCGAGGCCCCAUGCGUCCCAUGUCACCAGCUGGCGGGCGUGGACCAAAUCGCGGUCCCCCUAGAGGCGACCGUCCCAUGAGCCCAGCAGGCUCUUACAAUCAAGCCCCGCGACCUCUCUCCCCAGGUCCCAUGCGUGGCCCAGGCCCCAAGCGAAGCCAGUCCCCUGGUCCGUAUGGUGCAGCUGGACCUCUCCCUAUGCCCAGCGCGCCUCAACGACGCCGUAGCAACUCUGCCAGUGCGAUGGGCUUCCAAGACCGCCGCAUGGCCCCUUCUGGACCGUCUAGAUUAGGUCAGGGUCGGCCGAUGAGCCGGCUGGCAUGGGUAUGGCUAUCUAAUGAUCUGCGAUGA
Cyphellophora attinorum is the source of this 2166-nucleotide messenger RNA. RefSeq lists its product as uncharacterized. NCBI's taxonomy places the organism in Eukaryota, Fungi, Ascomycota, Eurotiomycetes, Chaetothyriales, Cyphellophoraceae. The transcript is spliced from 2 exons. Gene Ontology annotation, molecular function: protein binding. The record is from RefSeq and is a predicted model, not a curated record. Bases 1 to 2166 code for a protein of 721 amino acids.